UGAAGUGGUGCCAGCCGACAUCUUGCUAUUACGAACGAGUGCGCCAAAUGGAGUCUGCUAUAUUGACACCGGCCAUUUAGACGGCGAAACGAAUUUAAAACAAAGAGAAGUUCCACGUACGUUUCUAAAAAAGCAAGAAAUAUUCGAACCAAGCAAGUUUCGGAGCCACAUCGAAGUGGACGCACCUACAACCAAAAUUUACCGAUUUCAUGGCGCCAUGCUGCAUCCAUCGGGCGCGAGGGAAGUGGUCGGUACCGAAAAUUUACUGCUUAGGGAAUGUCUGCUUAAAAAUACCGAUUACGUGGAAGGAAUUGUUGUGUAUGCCGGACAUGAAACGAAAGCGAUGCUAAACAAUGGUGGCCCACGAUAUAAAAGAUCGGCAUUGGAAAGGCAGAUGAAUCAGGAUGUGUUUUGGUGUGUUCUGGUUCUUGUGAUUUUGUGCGUUAUUGGAGCGGUUGGUUGCAAGUUAUGGUUGCAAGCUUACAAUCAAAUAAAAGAGCCCUUUAAACUUGAGGCUUCUUCUGAAUCCACUGAAGCGUUUCUUGCCUUUUGGACGUACAUUAUUAUUUUACAGAUUAUGAUCCCACUCUCUCUAUAUGUUACCCUCGAAAUGUGCAAAAUUAUUCAAGUUUAUCAUAUUCAUCAUAAUGUCGAUUUGUACGAUACGGAAACCGAUAAACGUGUCGAAUGCAGAGCGUUAAAUAUUACUGAAGAACUAGGACAAGUGCAGUACAUAUUCUCUGACAAAACUGGCACGUUGACUGAGAACAGAAUGAUUUUUCGACGGUGCACUAUUGCGGGGGUAGAUUAUAAUCAUCAUAAUCUUGAAAAUGAAGGACGAGGUGCGAAGGCGAGUGCAGCUUUAUCUGUAAUAAUUAAUCCUAAGUUAAAAGAAGAUUUAGAUAGUCAAUUAUCCGAACAGAGUACCAUAGCACAGCAAAGACAUGCAGCUAGAAUUCAGGAAUUUUUGCUUUUAUUAGCUGUUUGUAAUACGGUAGUCUGUUCACAUCAUCCUCACUGUGAUCUCAUGAAUGCUAGUGGAGUAAUAGAAGCCGUGAGUAAUGUCUUCGCAACUUCGGGGAGUGCAAGACUAAAUAGCAUAGACUGUACAGAUAGGGAUGGUCAAAUGCACUCCACAAAUGACAAAUACGAACGUCUAAAAGAGUCAAGAUCGGUUACACCAUCCCCGCCAUUAAAUUCGCAUACACACAAUGAUUCCUUAAGAGCGACACAUGUGCCAUCACUAACUCCUAUUAACUCUGUGGAAUCAUCACCUAAUGCCGAAGAAAUCGCUCAAAGUUGCGCAAUAAAAAGUAGUUUUAGGCCAAAGUUGAACAUUUCAUCACUGCCUUUCUUAGGAAAUAAACGUAAUGGAAAUAGCUGUAAUUUAACCGAUGAACAGAAGGCGAAACUUAAUUGCUCCACCACACUGUUCGAUUCUAAACCAAUAUUCGAAGCGGAGAGUCCUGACGAACUAGCUUUAGUUGAUGCAGCUUAUAGUUAUAAUUGCCGUUUGCUUAAAAGAAACCCAGGGUCAGUGAUCGUAGAUGUACCAGGAGAAGGUAUUUUGGAGUACGAAAUCUUACAAGUUCUUCCCUUCGAUUCCUAUAGAAAACGAAUGUCUAUAAUUCUUAGGCAUCCUCACACAAAUGAAAUAACUGUUUAUUGUAAAGGUGCGGACAGUAGUAUAUUGCCCAAUUUGGCGCCGAUAGAAGACGACUCUGAACAGAAGCAAAUAAUCAACCGAACACAACAGCAGCUUCACACCUAUGCGAGUAAAGGUCUACGAGUGUUACUCAUGGCCAAGCGAAUUCUUUCGUUUAGUGAGUACACUGAUUGGCUGGCGAUGCAUCAAGAAUAUCAGCUAUUGCAUGAAAAUCGCGACAGCAAACUUCGGGAAAGUUACUCCAUGUUGGAGCGGAAGUUAUCGUUAUUGGGAGCGACUGGAAUUGAGGACCGUCUGCAGGAGGGCGUACCAGAAACUCUCGUCUCAUUAGUAGCGUCGGGUAUAGUCGUUUGGGUACUUACUGGCGACAAACAGGAGACUGCAAUUAAUAUCGCGUUCUCUGCAAAGCUUUUCAAUUCGGAUAUGGAAAUUUUGAAAAUCAUGGCGAGGUCGAAAAAAGCCGCCGAGGAUACAAUUAAGUGUUACUUGACCGAAAUUGAGGAGUGCAGCGAAAGCAACGGCUCCGACCGAAGGAGUCAACCUUCAAGCAGUACCAGCGAGCUAUUGCGAAGAACUAGGGUGAAUAGGAAGAAGUACUCGCGAGCCUUGGUGGUUGACGGAAAAAGUCUGACGUAUAUUUUGGAUAAGCGUUCAAAUUUAACCAAACAUUUUUUAAAACUUACCACUUUCUGUAAUUCUGUGCUUUGUUGCCGUGCGACACCACUGCAAAAGGCGUACAUAGUCAAGGUAGUUAAGGAAGAGUUAAAAAUGAGGACUCUUGCCAUUGGAGAUGGAGCUAAUGAUGUUUCAAUGAUUCAAACGGCCGAUGUAGGUAUCGGGAUAUCUGGGCAAGAGGGAAUGCAGGCAGUGAUGGCAGCUGAUUUUGCAUUGUCGAAGUUUAAAUACUUGGAGAGGUUUUUAUUAGUUCACGGACAUUGGAGCUAUGACAGAUUGGCACGGAUGGUGCUGUAUUUUUUUUAUAAAAAUGCUGCAUUCGUUUUUUUGAUAUUUUGGUACCAAUUGUAUUGCGGCUUUUCUGGUGCUGUUAUGAUUGAUCAGAUGUAUCUCAUGUUAUAUAAUUUAUUAUUUACAUCGUUGCCGCCAUUAGCUAUUGGUGUUUAUGACCAAGACAGCCCCGAGGAUCUCUUGCGCCAAAAACCGUAUUUAUACAGAAAAGGUCGACUAGGUAAAGUGUAUCGAAGUUUUUCUUUUUGGUUGACAUUGGCAGAUGCUUUGUAUCAAAGUCUGGCCAUAUUCUUUAUUUGUGUCGCAGUCUACAUGGAUACAGCAAUCGAUAUAUGGGAAUUUGGAACAACUGUAACCACCAUUUGUAUGUUUGUGAUGUCGUUUCAUGUCGCAAUCGAAAUUAAAUCAUGGACAAUAAUUCACGUCGCGUCUAUAGUUAUAUCGAUUGGAGCAUUCUAUGUAUAUUCGAUCUUGUACAAUUCCUUAUGCGUGAAUUGUUUCGGAUUGCCGAGUACCUAUUGGGUGAUACAGCAUGCAAUUAUUUCGCCAACGUAUUGGCUGUCAACCUUGCUGUCUAUUGUAAUUGCUCUUCUUCCAAGAUUAGUGUUUCUAGUCAUAAAAAACACAAUUAGUCCUGACGACGUUACGAGGGCGCUUAUAACAUAUCGGCGUGAUAACAGGAGAGAACCACAGAUAGUCGGAAUCCAAAUCACACUUUAACAGCAGUUGGAUGAAAGUGUCCUUAUGAGAAUUGAACCUCCAUUAAUUAUGUAUUUCCAGGCUGUGAUGAGUAUUAUUAUAAGGGACCAUUUAAUAAAACUAUUUUUCAUUCUAUAACUCGUUUUAAUUUUAUUCUGUGCCAUUCUUAUUUAUUUUACGAAAGUGUACAUCGACAAUGAACUUGUACCUAUUUUAAAGUAGAAGCGUACUUAUACUUAGUGUAAUAAAUACAAAGCAUUAGUUACCAAUUCUAGGCAAUUUAUUUAUAGCGUAAACAAAUUUUGUUCCUUUAUAAUGAUGUAACAUGAACAUUUGUAUGGCUUUUAUAGUGUUCUUGCCAAAUAUUAAUUUAUCAUUGUAUUUCUACUGUUAUUUUUCAGCCCAUAUUACUUCUUGCCUGCUUUCCAUUUAACUGGUUGCAACUGAGUGUAGGUACCACAAUUGAACAGUCUAUUAAUUUAUUCUCGGCAGCGAUCAGGUAAAUGGAAGAAAUAACAUUACUACAGAAGCAAUAAUAAUUGGGCAUAAGUUACUUAGGCUUCUUUUAGUAUUAAUAAAAUGUGACUGACCUAAAUCCUAGACAUUUACGAGUUUAAUUUUUGUACUAAAUUAUUGCCUGUAACGUAGUCAAUUUGUUAUGAUGUAAGGAUUGUGUAUAAUUGCCUUAAAAUAAUCUAUUUAAAAUAUCCAUUGUCAUAUUUUGUGAUGUGUACUGUUGAGUUUUUAAAGUAUAAGAUACUGUUAGAAAUGUGUAGUUAUGUAGUGAUUUUAUAUAAAAGAUGUAUUUAUGUACAAAAUUGGUAAAGAAAAUGAA
This is a messenger RNA of Photinus pyralis (common eastern firefly), 4166 nucleotides long. RefSeq names its product probable phospholipid-transporting ATPase VD. Gene Ontology annotation, cellular component: plasma membrane. Lineage: Eukaryota; Metazoa; Arthropoda; Insecta; Coleoptera; Lampyridae. The coding region runs from base 218 to 3352 and encodes 1044 amino acids. Gene Ontology annotation, biological process: phospholipid translocation. Gene Ontology annotation, molecular function: ATPase-coupled intramembrane lipid carrier activity; magnesium ion binding; ATP binding. The transcript has 9 exons. The record is from RefSeq and is a predicted model, not a curated record.